AUGACUGAAAAACACAUUUAUAGAUGUGUAAACUGUGGUAAACCAGCCGCUGCACUUUAUAAAAUAUAUAGUCCUACAGUAUUAAAGCUCACUAAAUGUGAGAGUUGCAAAGGAAUAGUUGACAAGUAUAUAGAAUAUGAUCCAGUCAUAGUGAUGAUCGAUUUAGUGUUGAUGUCCAAAGAAGCACAGAGGCAUGUUUUAUACAACACAGAAUUUAAGGCAUUUUGGAAGCUGCUUAUUAUAUUAAUGAUGCUGGAGACGUAUGGGGUGUGGCGCAACGAUAGCCUGUUCAACAUAGUGGUGAACUCUGUAUGCGGCUUUGAGAAUGUCAAUACAACUAAUAUAAGUAAAUUAAUAAACGUGACAGUACCAGAUUCUUGGAAGACGAACUGCUGGGCCUGGGAACAGAUUGAGAAAGAUGACACAGAUCUCUUUAUAUGGGAGAAGGACUUUUACAUACAAUUCCUUUCCAUAUUGUCAGGUAUUUUGGUGUUUCUAAUAUCGGUACAAAUUUUAAUGAGACUUGCAACAAGUUCACAGAACGGAGUGCCCCUACUGCGAGUACUAAAAGCGUUUUCUCUGGCGAACGUGUCAAUAUUGUUGACGUUGCCAAUGCUGGUGUGGGGGGCGGACAUAUCCCAGGACACGAGAACCGUUCAUUAUCUUCUCGUAUUCGCCUAUAGUUUUGUUGUGUUUCUCAAUGUUUUUACUGUGAUAUACAGAACGCCGGUUUUGCUGUCGAUAUUAAUAUUACUAGUGAGCAACAUCACCAAGUACCUGACGUGUUAUCACACCACGCCGAUACUACGGACACUUGUAACGUAA
Molecule: messenger RNA, 825 nt
Organism: Arctia plantaginis
Lineage: Eukaryota; Metazoa; Arthropoda; Insecta; Lepidoptera; Erebidae
Source: the annotation of a GenBank genome assembly